Molecule: messenger RNA, 4099 nt
Organism: Pantherophis guttatus
Lineage: Eukaryota; Metazoa; Chordata; Lepidosauria; Squamata; Colubridae
Source: RefSeq, a predicted model, not a curated record
CGAGAAGUACCCAAGGUCGAACCCGCCGGCGGCGUCGCUUUGAUGCUGGCAAAACUUUCCAGCGCUGGGGUAAGAACGUUCUGACUACGGCGGCCGUAGGGGGAUCUGGGUUUAUCUGAGCACGAAAUCUGGUUUUAGGAAUCCCCGCGGGCAAUAGCAAAUGUUCAGUUUUAGUUGUGAGCCUGUUAGAAUAUUCCAUUAUUAAUGACCUAUGUCAACAGAGAUGGCAUCCCCAGACUCAAAUCACCCUGAUAUGACCUUUGUAGGCCCACAUGGAACUCAUCGAACUAUACACCAUGUUUCAUUUUCAGACUGCCAAAAUGGAUUAGGCAUUAAAAUUAUUGGAGGCUGUCAAGAUCAAUCCAAAGAAGAGUAUGGAAUUUUCAUAAAGGAGAUAUUACCCAAGAAAAUAGCUGCUACGGAUAAUCAGCUGUGUAUUGGAGAUUUGAUUUUAGAAGUGAAUGGCCAAAAAUUAUGUGGUGUAACUAAUGAAAGAGCUGUUGACAUGUUACAGAUGGCAUCAGCAACCAAUCACGUGUCUUUGCUUAUUGCCCGAGAUGAAGAUGCAAAGAAAGAAUUUCUGGCCUUGAUGGAGAAGUACAGUUCACACAGUAACUCCAGUAGGAAUUCCCCAACGCAGCUCCUAACUGGUGUUGAUAGCUUUUCUUCAGGAACGUCUUCAGUGAGUCCUUCACUAUUUCAUCCAAAGGACGCUUUGACAAACCUCCUGGGAAGGCCUGCGGCGGUAACUUCCCUUCAAGCCAUCACAAAUGACAGCAUAUUUCAGAUUAUCAGUGUUUCCAAGGAAACGGGUCUGGGCCUGCAGAUUGUAGGAGGCAUCGACAAGAAUGAAGGGCCCUUGGUGUAUAUUCUGGCAGUUAUUCCUGGAGGGGACUGUCAUAAGGAUGGUCGAUUGAGACCUGGUGACCAGCUUGUAUCUGUUAAUGGGGAAUCAUUGAUUGGAAUCACCUAUGAAGAGGCAAGAAAUCUAAUCAACCAAACACAGCCGAGAUCAAAUACCUCUUGGGAGAUAACUUUCAUUCGACAUGAUUCUGGUUCUGAUGAAGUGGAAAAUAUGCAUCCAUUCUCCAAUCUGCUAAAUUCAGAGAGAUGUGGAUUACAGAAUGAUCUACCCAGCCUCAGUCCAACAUUGUCUUCUAAUGAGAAUGUUGCUGCCGAGAAAUCUGUCCUUGAUAUGUUGAAAACUGAAUUCAAGAAAGGAGAGCAAUUUUCUGCAUUUUGUACAGACAACAGUUCCAUUGAUGUAUCAGCUGGGGCUGUUAGCCCCUCUUGGAGAAUUGAUUAUGGACCACAAAGGAAGAUUUCCCUCAAUCCUUCAGUUCGCCUCAAAGCAGAUAAACUAGAGAUGGCUUUGAAGUAUCUUGGGAUUCAGCCUACAAAAGAAGAGCAAGAAAUCCUAAGGCAACAGCUACCAAGGGAUUCUGAAGGAACAGUUUGUUUUGGAGAUUUUAUUCAGGUGGCAAGAGAUUUAUUUUCUCAGCAGCUGGAUGAGACUGGUCAUAGCCCUGUACAUGAAAUUGCUAAAUUACUAGAUUCACAGCUUGUAUCUUGUGAUCAUUUGGAAAGACAUGAAAUAGAACAACUUAGGAAAGAGAAAAAUGAAGCUUUGAAAGAACUAUGUCAACUGAAGGAAGAAUUGGCAAAGUCAGAAUGUGUGAGAAAACAACUAGCUGAAGAGCUGCAGAUUACCAAACAAGAAGCCAAGGCAUCUGUGGAGGAGGCGAGAACCUUGCGAAGCAGAAUCCAUCUCGCAGAAGCGGCUCAAAAGCAGGCUCGUGGAAUGGAACUGGACUAUGAGGAAGUAAUCAGUUUGCUGGAGAUAGAAAUCACCAGGCUGAAGGCUCAGCUUGCUGAUCACGGUGGCCAAAAUAAAGAGAGUGUGCAAGAUUUAAGAAAGAGAGUUACUGUGCUUGAUUGUCAGUUAAGAAAAUCGGAAACAGCCAAGAAGACUUUUGAGGUGGCAACUGAAAAGUUGCUAGAAUUUGUUGAGACUAUACCUGAAAUGUUAUUGCAUGGCAGUAGUCCUCCAGUCACUUUAAGUGACAGGAAAGCCACAAUCUCUUCAAAAAUGCUCCUUGCACAUCUGGGACGGAAUGGCCACACUCUUGCGGCAUCUCUUGCAACAGAAGCCAAAGAACUCGCUAGAUCUGUCCGGGCUAUUCUAGAAGCAGAUUGUCUGCCUUAUGGGUGGGAAAAGGCGUAUACAGCAGAUGGAAUCAAGUACUUCAUCAACUUGCAGGGAGAAAAGUCAGUGGGGAAGCCAGCAGGAAGUUCCAAGUCCAAGGCCAGCAGGCAGCCAUGUGACACAGACAACAUCCUGGAUCCAUCCUGUCACUAAUGUACUUGCCUUGUCAUGCUUGGAAGGGAACGAGGAUGAUGGUUUCAGAGAACUUCCGGAUCCCCAAACCUGAGACCAUAGAUGAAAAAUAACCUGCUUUCAACAGUUUAUUCAUCAACAGAAAUGAAUUAAAGCUUAGUUAUUGUUUCUGUACAACAGAUUUUCAGGAUAAACAAUUGCCCUCACAAGAUCAGUAUUAUACAGAAGAACCAGUUUCAUAUUCCAAGAGCUUAAUUUUAAUAUUGUUUAUGUCCUUCCGAUUACAAAUUCAUAUUCUUUGCAAAUCAAUCAUAAAUAUCUUCUUGCAUUCCUGAUAAUUAUUGCUGGUAACAGAUGAUAUCUGGCCCAAGAGCUGAAUUGUUUCCUAUUGUACUUUAUUCAAUAGCGCUGAGUCCCUCAAGCUAGUCCUACCAUGAGGUAGAUUUAAAAGACUAGAGUCAGAAAGUUUGGGGUUAUAGAAAGGUAACAAAAACAGUUGUUGAUUUUGGGGCUUUGUUUUGGUGCCUUUGAGUCAGCAUUGAUCCUGAUGACACUUUGGACAAGUCCCUGAAGGCUUUUUGGCAAGAUUUUGGAAGUGGUUCGCUUUUGCCUUCUCUCUGAGAGAGACUGGCCCAAAGUCACCCCGCUGGCUUUGUGCCUAAGGCAAGACUAAAAUUCACAAUCUAGAUUUCUAGCCUUGUGCCUUCACCAUUUCAUUAGAUUGACUCUCCAGUUAUUUACCUAGCUAUUACAUUUUUACUGGAAGGGGUGGGGGUGUCACUUAAAAAUAUACUUCCUAGGAUAUUUUGAGGAAUUUCCACUGGAGUUGGGUAACCAGUCAGCACUAUUUGUUCUCUUAGAUCUGGAAAUAUCAGCCUUUAUACCUGAUAGAGUAAACUGUAGCUCAUCAAAGCUUAUGGCGUUUAAUAAAAUGUGUUAGUCAGAAAAGAUGCUACCAGACUCUUUCUGACACUUUGCCACCAUAGACUAGCAUGGCUGUCUUCUUAAUGUCUCUACCAAAUUAAUGAUGUGGUGUAUCUGUUGUGCAACUCUUUAGUUCCAUACGUUUCCAAACAGUUAUCAAUACAUAAACGUAAGUAAUUAGCAGAGCAGUUUUAACUUAUGCUCAGCUAUAGUAACAUUUCAGCAAUCUGGAGUUGUUUGGGUUUUUUAAAAACCUAUUAAUAGCUCUUCAGAAGUAGGUUGCUAUGUCCAGUGUACUUCUUUAUCCUAGCAUCAUAUUGCUGGCAGUAGUGGGUUCCACUUACAUUCACUACCGGUUCAUGUGCUUGCUUCACUCACAUGCAGCGCUUCUGCUCAUGCACAGGACCUGUGCAUGCGCAGAGCAUCCGUGAUGAUGUCCAUGAAACCCACCACUGAUUGCUGGUCAGAUAAAUUCCAGUCGCUUCACAUUUUUUACUGACGUCAGAUUAUGUUCUGUUAAAAAGCAAAGUAUUUUCCAGCCUUGGCUUAUUUUCUUUUAUAAGUUACAACAUGUAUUUCACUAUGUGGGCAAAUGCAAAUGGAAUAUGUAGUCUUAAAAUAUAGUGCCUUAGCUGUUUGUAAGUAUUAGUAAUGUUCUUAAUAGAUUUUAUAACAAAAUUAGCCUAAAUUUACCCUUUUUUUUUAUUUCCCGUAUUAUAAGCCUUCCCAAUUUUUCACUUUUUCUUUUUGCACAUGAUUAUAAUAAGCUAAUGAGAGACAUUGUAUUGUCAUUGCAUUCAAUCUUAAUAGAUGAAUAAAUGAUAUUUCUUUCACGGU